AUGCCAGGUUCGAUCCACGAUCAGGUCGAGAGACCUUCGAAAUACAAUCUGAGCCAAAGCACGGCCCCAGAUGGGAAAGGAGCCUUCUUGCAGGCAGCAUCCUCUCAGACACAGAGCCCUGUUGCAAAGGGGAGCGUCCAGUCGCACCCACUCAAUGUCAAACCGCCUCGAAUCAUGCAAUUACACUUCACACUUGUUUUGGUCCUCCCUCCCUUAAAACCAAACAUGAUUCUCCCUCGAUCCCCACUGCGUACCCAGGCCCGCACCCCGCGGAGCCAGAAGACGCCCCCCGGAGGGUCCCCCUGCCCGGCGGCGCCGCCACCGCCCGCACCGCGCUGCGGGGCUGCCGGCAGCUCCGCACCCGCUCCGCACCCGGCCCCGGCGGCGCCUCCCGCGCCUUGCCACCUCGCCCCGCGGGCACACGCGUGUGUGAGCGUGACUUUAUCGGGGGCUCACCAUGCGGUACCAAGUUCUUCAGCUCUCCACCAUCUUGACUUUUCUCCUGGUAGCUUCUCUUUGAAACCUGGGCAAGCCGGCUGGUCUACUGCAGCUCUCCCCAGGAAAAGGACUGAGCAUAAUGUUAUGAUCCCUUCUGAAUAUCUUGCUGCUGGCAUAACUGCAACAUGUACUGCUGAGCUGUGUUUUUGCUGUUGCGGUCCAACAAGCUGGAAGGAAAGCAACUCACUUGCAAAAGUUUCCUGUCACCAUUUAAAGUGUUCUUUCCUUUGGAAAGAUAGUAUUAAUGUAAAACGAUGCCUGAUUUCUUGUUUCUGACACUUGAUCAGCCCCAGAAGGUUUCUCUCCCCAGUGGCACAGCUGUUACAUUUCUCUGAAACCCCACUCCUUCAUUUUUGUUGUACUCCACAUGCCUAGAUCUCAAGCCACGUGGCAGAUCCAAUAUACUUUCAGCCUAGAAGAUUA
Molecule: messenger RNA, 921 nt
Organism: Cygnus olor (mute swan)
Lineage: Eukaryota; Metazoa; Chordata; Aves; Anseriformes; Anatidae
Product: translation initiation factor IF-2-like
Exons: 5
Coding region: 1-774 (257 amino acids)
Source: RefSeq, a predicted model, not a curated record